AUGGCCCACCAUUCAAUGCUGUCGGUGGCUGCGAAUGUCGACCUUGAACACAUACAGGGCAUUGAGGAGCCAGCGGAGGGCCCGGAGGAGGUCGUUGAGGAGAUGGAAGUGCAGCGCCAGACGAGCCAUUCUACAAACCCGUCUGGAAAGUCUGAGAGAGAGAAGGUCGAGGAGUUUACCCUGCAGCGAGAGAUUGAGCGCCUGCGCUCCUUCUAUUUCGUGCUGCAGCUGGCCUUUGCUACUCUGUUCUCUGGAGUUAUUCUGACGGCGUUGACGGAGCUCAUGUGGAGAAAUCUCCCAGCUGGACGCACGACUGAGAGUAUUAUCUCCGGCCUGUCUGUGUUAGCGUGGUUUUUGACGUCUGCAUCGAUCACCAUUGUUUCGACCUGCCCGAUUGAUGAGCUGGACCUCAACUCCUUCAUGCAGUCUCGGCCGUUGGCAUGUGCUUUUCUGGCCAUCCCGCCAUUGUCAGCAUCUGCACCGCGGGUGUUGGAGAGGCCCUAUGGGCGCUGGGUCUCCUGCCUCGUGGGGCUGGCCUUAUUAGUACAUGGCUGCUCUUGCAGGCGGAGAUGUCUGCGACAGUGCAGCAGGCGGUUCCGACGCAUGUGGCCCUCGUUUUGCACGCUCAUGGAGCUGUGGUAUUUGGACACCAUGUUAGCAGGCACCCUGACCGAAAUCGCGUCGAACGAUCGCUUGCCGGUCUUCAAUGUUUGGUCAGCUGCGACGACUGCUCCGGCCUUCCUCCUGGAGGCAUGGUUGCGCUGGAGAAGGGUAAAGCCCACCCUGCGAUUCUACAUGAUGAGCUAUGCUGCACUGAUCAGCACUAGUGGUUACCAUGCUUGCAGAGGGAUCGAGAUGGCCCUGGGUUUCCGGGACUGGGAGGAAGGUCGGCAGUUAGAUAUUGCCAUUAUUGCAGCCCUUGCCUUCGCUGCGGCGCUGCUCCUUCCGCUUCUCGGGGUGCUUUUCUUCGGACGCAGGCGGCUCUUUCGCCUGUUGUCGGAGUGGCUGGACCAGCGCCGUGGUCAGAAACUCCAGGACGGGGCCUUCAUGGCGAUGCUGCUGGACUCCUAUUUGGUGGAGCUCGGGCAGCCAUGGUGGCUGUCUGCCGAGGAGCUUGCGGACCUACCCGAGGUCUCCCAAGUCCCUGGGGUCAUCCGUCCUCCCGCCGCCGGGCCUUUGGCAGGCCACACCGAUGCAAGGGCUACCGACGUCGGGCGUGCUGGCUUUGUCGUCGCCAAGGUCACGGCGGUGGCUGAGGAUGGCAGCUUCGUCGUGAAGACCGGAGAUGGGCGUCCGGAGGUCAAGGUGAAUCAGAAGCAGCAGGUUCUCCCUUGGCCGGAGCUGCUCAAGCUUGCAAGCAACGGUCUGCGCUGCGUAGACUGGGUCUCUCAGGGCCCCGCAGAUUGGAUGCAGAGCUCCGGUCCCGGCUUCCGGCUCUCACGGCAAGUGGUCAAGGGAGAAGUCAUCGACUUCUUUGUGUCCCACUCGUGGUCGGAUGGGCCAGAGAGGAAGUGGCGGGCCCUUCAACUGGUCGCAGAGAUGUUCUACGCUCAGCAUGGGCGAUAUCCUACCUUCUGGGUCGACAAGUUCUGCAUCGAUCAGCGUGACGUGGCUGACGGCCUUCGCGUGCUUCCGGUGAACGUGAUGGCUUGCAGGAAGGUCCUUGUCCUCUGUGGACGCACCUACCCUGCUCGUCUUUGGUGUGCUUGGGAACUUUGCGUUCUGCUUUCCUUCAUGUCGCUGGAGAUGGCACUGAAACAGCUCGUGGUCAUGCCUCUGAGCCAAGCCUCCUUGGGCGAACUGGCGAAAUUUGACUCAUCGGUAGCCCGGUGCUACAACCCGAACGAGGAGCUCCGUCUUCGCCGUGUAAUCACUGCUAUUGGCCAGGUUCGCUUCGAGUCCAAGAUCAGAGCUGUUGGGCAGCUCAUCCUCGACCGGGAACUGAACGGCCAAGGGCUGAUGAUGGAUAGUGCCGGUGGCAAUUUCGGAGAGCGCUUCCGCUACCAGCUGAGCGAAUCCAGCUAUGCUUCCGAGCCUUGCGAGAGAGAAGCAUUGGUUGCCGUCCACUGGCAUGGAAUGGGUUUGCAUUGA
This is a messenger RNA of Symbiodinium sp. CCMP2592, 2091 nucleotides long. The record is from the annotation of a GenBank genome assembly. NCBI's taxonomy places the organism in Eukaryota, Dinophyceae, Suessiales, Symbiodiniaceae.